Messenger RNA from Carcharodon carcharias (great white shark), 3171 nucleotides. It is a transcript of the gene fbxl16, whose product is annotated as F-box and leucine-rich repeat protein 16. Gene Ontology annotation, molecular function: protein binding. Gene Ontology annotation, biological process: SCF-dependent proteasomal ubiquitin-dependent protein catabolic process. The record is from RefSeq and is a predicted model, not a curated record. Gene Ontology annotation, cellular component: SCF ubiquitin ligase complex. NCBI's taxonomy places the organism in Eukaryota, Metazoa, Chordata, Chondrichthyes, Lamniformes, Lamnidae. The transcript has 7 exons. Bases 255 to 1838 code for a protein of 527 amino acids.
AUCCAGGAGGGGUUGUGUUGGUGCUUUCAACCCCCGGAGACGCCUUCUUGCCGGCGUGUGCGUGAGACACACACACACACACACACAGAGAGAGAGAGAGAGACAGAGGGAGAGAGAGAGAGAGAGAGAGCUCGGGGCGGUCACACUGCUAGAGACUGGUUUUAAUUUUUAACUAAUAAAUCUUUGCCACAUUCUCCGGGGAGGGCGUCGAGGAGACAAUGGAGCAGGGACAAUUCUGAACGUGAAUUUGAGAAAUGUCUACACAUAGCUCCAGUGACAUCAAGCCUCCCUGCAUGCCUAGGAACGGACUAGUCAAGAUUCCAGCCCAGUCCAAUGGAUUAGGAUCAGCGAGUAUCACCAAAGGAACCCCUGCCGCUAAAAACCGACUGUGCCAGUCCUCUUCUAUUCCAACAGUGCUACCACCACCUCUACCUAACCACAGUGAGCUGGCUUCAUUAGCACAGGCAGCGCACGUGCCUUCCUCAUCUCUGUGCGGAGUGACUGACACUAUUCCACUGGUGGAACCAAACUCUAACAAGACCUUGCCAAGUACAUGCCAGCCAUCAGGGUCCAAAAGAAAACUAUCGAUCUCUUCAAUGGAAGGACAAUUGCCUAUAUUGGAUGAGAAGAUCAUCAAUCGACUCUUCUGGUACUUUUCCUCUUGUGAGAGAUGUGUUUUGGCACAGGUGUGUAAAGUAUGGAGAAAGGUCUUGUAUCAGGUCAAGUUCUGGGAAGGCAUCACACCCAUCCUUCAUGCAAAGGAGCUGUAUAAUAUCCUUCUCAAUGGAGAAAAGGAGUUUGUCAAUCUGCAAGGAUUUGCUAUCCGUGGCUUUGAUUCUUUCUGCCUGAUUGGAGUCUCUGAUCUGGACAUUUGCGAGUUUAUAGAUAACUACCCUCUGUCCAAGAAAGGUGUGAGAUCUGUGAGCCUGAAAAGAUCGACCAUCACUGAUGCAGGACUUGAGGUAAUGUUGGAGCAGAUGCAGGGACUCGCCCAUUUGGAGCUCUCAGGCUGCAACGACUUCACGGAAGCAGGCCUGUGGUCCAGCCUUAAUGCACGGAUUACCUCCCUGAGCGUCAGCGACUGUAUCAACGUGGCGGACGACGCCAUCGCCGCCAUUUCACAGCUGUUGCCGAACCUCACUGAGCUGAAUUUGCAGGCCUAUCAUGUGACAGACACGGCCAUGGCCUAUUUCACCGCCAAGCAAGGAUACACCACGCACACGCUGCGCCUGAACUCCUGCUGGGAGAUCACUAAUCACGGUGUGGUGAACAUGGUGCACAGUCUGCCCAACCUCACCGCCCUCAGCCUCUCCGGCUGCUCCAAGAUCACCGACGAUGGCGUGGAGCUGGUGGCGGAGAACUUGCGGAGGCUGCGCAGCCUGGACCUAUCGUGGUGUCCACGCAUCACUGACGUAUCGUUGGAGUAUAUUGCUUGUGAUCUGCACAAGCUAGAGGAGCUGAUAUUGGACAGAAUCAAGUUGACCUCCAGACAACACAUCUUGGUACUUCUGAACAUUGAAAACCGUUCAAUUCCAUUUAAAUGCGUGCGAAUCACUGACACUGGACUUGGUUAUCUCUCAACAAUGUCUUCCCUGCGCAGUCUGUACCUGAGAUGGUGUUGUCAGGUACAAGAUUUUGGAUUACAACAUCUCUUUGGAAUGAGGAGUUUACGAUUACUUUCAUUAGCAGGGUGCCCAUUACUGACUACCGCUGGCCUCUCAGGCUUGAUUCAGUUGCAAGACUUGGAGGAGCUGGAACUCACCAACUGCCCCGGUGCUACACCUGAGCUCUUCAAAUAUUACUCCCAGCACCUGCCCCGCUGUAUGGUGAUUGAGUAAAGACAGCGGGGAUUGGCUGCUUACACAGAAUUACCACCUCCAGCCAAACCCAGCACUGAUUACCAUUCAGAGUAAAGCUUGGAGACGAAUCUGCAUCGGCUCAGCGAUAGGAAAAUGUUAUACAGUGUCAGGAAUGAGAGAGAAACUGUGAAUAUUAACGAACUGAGAUUCUUUUUGCUUUGGUGUGCACCAGAGUCAUCCCAUUCUCUGUCUGGAUGUGUGAAUUCCACAAUCAUUCCUGCUCAUCACACUGCUCUUUUUAACUAAAUGUGGAGUGGUUGUGACCAGGCUUGUUCUGAGCAUGUGCAGCGUUUGCGGGUAGCUGCUGUCACAUGCUGCUGCCGUAACUCUUGUGUUUCAGUGCCGGAUCUCUGUAAUGUGUCUUAACGUCUAUGUAGAAUUCCGUUUGCUGAAAUGUUUCCCUCUGCGGAUGUAAGGCUGUAUUUCUCUUAUUAGAAACGAGUUGUGGUGAUCAUUCCUUGUACCAGGGAUGGAUGUUAAACAUCUCUUCCGGAAGCCAUUGUCAAUUGAUUCUAUUGGCCCUAUCUGACUAACAACGGAGACCUGUCGCCACCAGCCCACAUACUGGCAGAUAUUUCUCUUUUAACUUGGUAUUUUUCCUUUUCAGUUUCUAAUGCUGGCUGGUUCACUGCUGGAAUCUGUAAGAGGAACAAAGUGGGGGGACUGUGUUAGGAUUUAGAUGAUCGGGUGCAGCGCGUGACUUUUUUCGGUGCAGGUUGAAGGACAUGUGGGGAAAAGUCAGCAUCAGCGAUGGUCCAUUUCAUUCCUGAAGACUUCAGAGAUGGGCUGAGUUGGACUGUUUUGAUAUCUGCAAGAGUUUGUUUUCAUAGAGACCAAAAGAAGCCCACUCUGAUUCUGUGCCUCCUGUGACAGCAGGAUGCCUUCUGGACUUUCUUAUUGUAUAUAUUUUUCUGUCUGUUUGGAUACUCUUUAAAAAAAAAGUUAUAGCUUAUAUUUGCUAAGUGUUUUCCUGUGCUGUCGCCCACUGGCUCGCCUGUGAUUUAUAUAAUGCAUCGCUUUAAAUGAAAAGGUACAAGCAGAGAUGAGACAAAUAAGGUGAAAAGGAAGGCGUGCACUCCAUAUGUCAUCUGUAAAAACACCAAGCUCCUCUACUCCCCUCUUCCUCCCUCCCACAAUACAAUGAAAUUUUACAAAGAAAUUCAAAGCAGAAGCAGAAAUAUUAUUUCUAACAUUGCUUUCAGCUGGAUUGUGAUGCCUUUGUUGUGUACAGUGUGAUGCUUCCAUGCUGCAGUAUCCUUUCGGAAAGUCAGUCCACUGUCAGUACAAAUAUUCUUAAAAUAAAUAUUCCAAA